Sorex araneus (European shrew) is the source of this 972-nucleotide messenger RNA. RefSeq names its product olfactory receptor 11L1. Gene Ontology annotation, biological process: G protein-coupled receptor signaling pathway. The transcript has a single exon. The coding region runs from base 1 to 972 and encodes 323 amino acids. Gene Ontology annotation, cellular component: membrane. Gene Ontology annotation, molecular function: G protein-coupled receptor activity; olfactory receptor activity. NCBI's taxonomy places the organism in Eukaryota, Metazoa, Chordata, Mammalia, Eulipotyphla, Soricidae. The record is from RefSeq and is a predicted model, not a curated record.
AUGGUGGACCCCAACGUGUCCAGGGUCACUGAGUUUCAGCUGCUUGGUUUCCAGAACCUUCUUGAGUGGCAGCCCCUACUCUUCACCAUCUUCCUGCUCAUCUAUUGCCUCACAGUCACGGGGAACAUGCUCAUCAUUGCCGUGGUGAGUCACGAGCGGCGGCUGCACUCGCCCAUGUACACCUUCCUCAAGCACCUGUCCUUCCUGGAGAUCUGGUACACCUCCACUGUCGUGCCGCUCCUCCUGGCCAACCUGCUGUCCCGCGGCCUGGCCAUCUCCUUCCCAGGCUGCAUGACGCAGCUCUACUUCUUCGUCUUCUUUGGGGCCACUGAGUGCUUCCUGCUGGCCAUGAUGGCCUACGACCGCUACCUGGCCAUCUGCAGCCCCCUGCACUACGCCUCCCUCAUGAGCCCUGAGGUCUGCACCAUGCUGGUGGCUGUGUCCUGGCUGACAGGCGUGGGCACAGGCUUCCUGCCCUGCCUCAUGAUUGCCCAGCUUGACUUCUGUGGGCCCAGCCGCAUCAAUCACUUCUUCUGCGACCUCCCGCCCCUCAUACAGCUGUCCUGCUCCAGCGUGCUCACCACCGAGAUGGUCAUCUUCCUGCUGUCCAUUGCAGUGCUCUGCAUCUGCUUCGUGCUCACGCUCGUGUCCUAUGUCUGCAUUGUGUCGUCCAUCCUCAAGAUCCCCUCUGCCUCAGGCCGUGCCAAGACCUUCUCCACCUGCGGCUCCCACCUGGCUGUGGUCACCAUCUAUUAUGGCACCAUGAUCUCCAUGUACGUGCGCCCCAAUGCCCACCUGUCGCCCGAGCUCAACAAGGUCAUCUCUGUCUUCUACACCGUGGUCACCCCACUGCUGAACCCCGUCAUCUACAGUCUGAGGAACAAGGACUUCAAAACAGCCCUCAGGAAAGUGGCGCAGCAAAGCUGCAGCCUGUACCGAGUAGGAGUGAAGGGCAGCGGUGGGACGAAGUGA